AGAAGAAAGAACAGACAAAAAACGCCGUCGUCUUAAGCUCCCUCCAAUUUCGCGUUGCUACUACAAAACGCUACAAACUCAAAAAAUUCUGCACCAUAACUAUUCUCCAAGGUCUCUCAUUCACUCCUUCAUUCUCUCACUGUGAAAUUUCAAAACCCUAACUUCCCCAACCUUCCAAUUUCAAUGGCUCCCCGCGCCGACCAAGACAGUCUCUCAAGCACCGAUGACGACGAAAGCGACGACGAAGGCCUCAAGGAGGACUUGGCGGCGCUCUCUAGGGCCUUCGAUAUGAGCGGCGCUGACUCCACCGCGCCUCCCGACCCCGUCCUUCAAGUGGAUUUCGACGACGACGUGCGCGGCGGUGUCUCCACAGCUCCUCCUGCCGCCGCGUCCACUGACCUCGUGGUUCGAACGAACUCCGACGACGAGCUGCGCAACGACCCACUGUUGGCCACCGGCGAUGCCGUCGUAUCCAUCGACGCUGUCGACUCCGGCGGCUACGAGUCCAACGAAGAUAUUGAGUAUCUCCAGAGAUUGCAGAAUCUCUACAAGCCUCUGGCGACUCUUCCUCCUCCAUCGCCUUCGCCGCCACCGGUGGACGUAUUCGAUGAUGAUGACGACGAUGUCGAGACCGUUCGCGCCAUUUUCAAACGGUUUGCCGACUACGAUAUGAGAGGCUUAGGUACAAUGACUGAGGGAGAUCAGGCCACAAGUCCAGGCCCUGAGAGAGACAUUGCUAAUGGUUCAACAUCUUCCGUAAUUGUUGAAGGUGGUGAAACAUGCCCUGUUUAUCAUGAUCGUACUAAUUCCACAGAUUUCAUGACUGGAAAUACUGAAAUGCAGCACUCUGGUCUUGCUGAGAGUUCUAAUCCAGAUGCCAGCACUGUAUCCAGGUUGCCACGGAGAAGAUCAAGUUUCCCACCGUUAGCGCAGGCUCUUUUUGAUGCCCUUAAGAAGAAUAGGUCUCUUCAGAAGUUUAUUAGAAGCAAGAUGAUUGAGAUUGAAGCAAAAAUUGAGGAAAACAAGCAACUUAGGAACAAUGUUAAAAUCCUUAAGGACUUCCAAGCUUCAUGCAUAAGAAGAACAGGGAGUGCUUUAUCGCUAAAAAAGGAUCCUCGUGUCCUGUUAAUAUCAGCACAAAAGAGUGAUAGUAAAAGAAAAUCUCCAAUGUGUUUUGGCCCACCAGACAAUCGUCAUGUUGCUAAUUAUAAGAUGGUUUUAGAAAGAUUUCCGCGUUCAUUGGAUCGAAAAAAAUGGUCAAAUGAGGAAAAGGAAAAUCUUAUGAAGGGAAUUAAGCAACAAUUCCAAGAAUCGUUGGUAAUAGCAAUGAGUUCUGAAGUUCCACAUGGAGAUGGAAAUUACAUGGAUAGCAUAAUGGAAUAUACUAACCAAGUUGAUAUUACACCCGAAAUUAUGAAAAAAUAUUUACCCGAUGUUAAUUGGGAUAAGUUAGCUUCUACUCAUGUUCCUGGCCGUACUGGUGCUGAAUGUGAAUCAAGGUGGUUGAAUUGUGAAGAUCCCUUGAUCAACCAUGGACCAUGGACUAGUGAAGAGGAUAGGUUGCUUUUGCUUCUUGUCCAACAAAUGGGAAUUAGGAACUGGUUCGAUAUUUCCAAAUCCUUGGGCACGAACAGGACUCCAUUUCAAUGCUUGGCUCGAUUUCAAAGGAGCUUGAAUCCUUCGAUGCUAAAUAGGGAAUGGACUAAAGAAGAAGAUGCUCAACUCUGUUCUGCUGUAGCUAUUUAUGGAGAGAGUAAUUGGCAAGCUGUGGCUUCUGUUUUAGAAAGGCGGACAGGAACCCAAUGCUCAAAUAGAUGGAAGAAAUCACUUUUUCCCGAGAGAAAAGGGAGUUAUACUCAAGAGGAGGACAAGCGCUUGACAGUGGCAGUCAUGCUUUUUGGUCGGAAAUGGAAUCAAAUAGCUAGGUUUGUUCCUGGUCGGACCCAAUGUCAAUGUAGGGACAGAUACGUCAAUAGUUUGAACCCUUCUUUGAAAUGGGGUGGAUGGACUGACGAAGAGGAUUCAAGAUUGCAAGCUGCAAUUGCUAAGCAUGGAUUCUGCUGGUCUAAGGUUGCUGAAGAUAUGCCCCCUCGUACUGAUUCUCAAUGCCGGAAGAGAUUUAAGGUGUUAUUUCCUGAUCAAGCUUAUUUGCUUCAAGAAGCAAGAAAGAAGCAAAAGUCUUUGAUUGCUGGUAACUUUGUUGAUCGAGAAUCUGAACGCCCAAACCUUACACUGAAUGAUUUCCUUCCCUUACCUACAUUAUCUCCUCUUCCUUGUGAUGCUGAUGAUGAGAAUCUCCCUAGGAAGAGAAAGAGGAAGUCAAGCAAUGAACACAAGAAAUUCAGGUCCAGAAGACCCGCAAAAAAGACACGAACAAAUCACAAUGAUGGAAAGGAUAUUGAUGAGUCCAAGAUUUUUAAUGGAGAUGUCAAUAUUCCCAAAAGAACAAGGUCCAAGAAAAACUCAAGAAAUACUUCAGUUCAUGCUAAGGAAGCUGAGAAUACAAAACAAAAUGCUGAGAUCCAGGCUUGUAGUGGGAAACUAAGUAGAAUCAAGGGCGCCGAAACAUCAAAGAACAAACUAAAGAAUAAAAUGUUGAAACCUGAAAGCUUGUCUACUGUUGUUGAGUGUUCUGGAAGUCAAAAUGAGGACAACACAACUCUUUCUUCCUUUCUACACAUGAAGUUAAAUAAGAGAGGGUUGAAAUGCAACAAAAAUAAGGGCGGGGCUGCCUCUGCAUUUGCGACAAAUGUUGUAUCUAAGCAGGUUGAUAAUCAAAGCUCCUCUGCUGAGCAAGAUGGCUUGUCGCAGUUGUGUGGUGCUGGUGGGGUUGAACAUUUGGUUACGGUGCAAAACAACUCCGCUUCUGACAGGCUACUGAGAAAACCAGAGAAUGUAAAUAGGUUGACUGGUGAUGAGGAUGACAACGAAGAUAUCACCCUUGAUUGCCUUGUGGGAAACAAAUCAAAAGAAUGUAGUCAAGUGACUAAAGGACCUUCUGUUUUAUCUUCUUCCAAAUCAAAACAUGCGUCUGUUUCGCUUCCUGAAGUGCAUUGCACAGAAAAGGCAGCCAUCACAGCUGAUUGCACCGGGCAGUCGACACCAAAUCUUGUUGAAGACCGAUCCGUUUCACCUAGUAGUUUGGCUGAACCUACGACAGCCUUCAAUGCAGAGGAAGAAGAUGAACUGCUUGCUACCUUUAUGCGAAAUAAGUCUAAGGGAGCACGAAGAAAGGUGAAACGUAAAGAAGGUAAUUGCUAAUGCUCCAACUUACUGGGCUGGUGUUUUCAGAUAUUUAAUUAUGUGUAGAAGACGGUUGAUCAAAACCUGUGGACAUUUUUAAGAGUGAAAUGACAGAGGUAUAUAUAUACACAUAUAGCCCUAAUUGAAACCCCUCAUGGCCAUGAUUGCGAAAUCAGGAUAAUAAGGGUGACGUAAGUUCUGUGAUUCUGCUACAUGAAGCAUGCAUUGUAAUCUUGAUUUGCUGGGCCUGUUUACGCCUGUAUAGGCUGAUUUUUCGGCUUGGCGCACUUUGUGAAUUGCCAUAAUUCUUGUGUUAUUUUGUUCCUAAUGAAAGGAUAAGUAUACAUCUCUAGUCAAAUUUUUGGACUGUUUUUCCAAGAGGUGAUGGUAUAAAGAAUUUUACAUGUUAGUGGAUUAUUAACUUAGACUUUUACAUUGUCGACAUUA
This is a messenger RNA of Arachis duranensis, 3690 nucleotides long. RefSeq lists its product as uncharacterized. The record is from RefSeq and is a predicted model, not a curated record. The transcript has 9 exons. The coding region runs from base 184 to 3261 and encodes 1025 amino acids. NCBI's taxonomy places the organism in Eukaryota, Viridiplantae, Streptophyta, Magnoliopsida, Fabales, Fabaceae.